Triticum dicoccoides is the source of this 2126-nucleotide messenger RNA. RefSeq names its product E3 ubiquitin-protein ligase SIRP1-like. Gene Ontology annotation, biological process: protein ubiquitination. NCBI's taxonomy places the organism in Eukaryota, Viridiplantae, Streptophyta, Magnoliopsida, Poales, Poaceae. The coding region runs from base 193 to 1401 and encodes 402 amino acids. Gene Ontology annotation, molecular function: ubiquitin protein ligase activity. The record is from RefSeq and is a predicted model, not a curated record. Gene Ontology annotation, cellular component: cytoplasm. The transcript is spliced from 2 exons.
AGAUGCUCAUGGGGGAAACUUUGUUUCAGGGUGCUGUAAAGGAUAGCUUCGCUGUGCUGCUCAAGGAAGGCAUCUUCUUGUCUGUGUAGUUAUUAGUUGUUUGUGCUAUAAAGUGUUUCGGCCGUGGAUCAGGACUGCAAGAUAGUACUACAGUAGGGGUAAGAGGGAGGAAAGCAUUUGGAGAGUCACAAGAUGGAAGAAGGUCAGGAAAGCAGGUACUGGUGCCACAGCUGCGCUGAGGUGAUCGUUCCUGUGGAGCCGGAGAAGAAGUGCCCGGACUGUGAUGGCGGGUUCGUGGAAGAGAUGGAGUCCGAGGGCUUUGAGCCGUCCACGAACGUGAGGUCUGAGCGGAACCUCUCGCUCUGGGCCCCGCUGCUGCUUGGGAUGAUGGGAGGUUCGUCUCGGCGAUCAAGGCCCCAGAGGGAUAUGAUGGAUUCUUCUUCUGAUGAGGACUCACGCCAAGCAAGGAUCAGGAGUGCACUGAGGGAUACUGAUGAUGAGGAUGAAGAGGAUGAUGAUGAUGAUUCUGACCGUGAGCUUGAAGACAUGAUUAGGAGGCGAAGGAGGAGGGGCUCAUCGCUUGUCAGGCUGCUUCAGACCCUCCGUGAUGACUUAAGGGGCUUGGAUGGCAUUGGCAGAGACAGGGACAGGGACAGCGAGAGAGACCGGGAGAGGGAGAGGGAAAGAAGGGACAGGGAGAGAAGGGAGAGGGAGAGGGCUAGAAGAGAGAGGGAGAGAGCAAGGGAGAGAGACCGAGGGGGAGAAAGGACAGAGAGCUUAAUACUGAUCAACUCCAACAAUGAGGCCAUUAUUCUCCAAGGAACAUUUGGACCUAGUGACAACCAAGAGAACUCAAGCAACACAAGUACUGGCGUUUCACUUGGAGACUACUUUCUUGGUCCUGGUCUAGAUAUGCUCUUGCAGCGUUUGGCAGACAGUGACCUGAAUCGUUCUGGGACUCCACCUGCCAAGAAGGAAUCUGUGGCAGCAUUGCCAACUGUGAACAUCCAGGAAGUAUUGGGCUGUACAGUCUGUCUUGAGGAGUUUGAAAUGGGGACGGAGGCGAAGGAGAUGCCUUGCCAACAUAAGUUUCACUCCAAUUGCAUCCUUCCAUGGCUGGAGCUCCACAGUUCUUGCCCAAUUUGUCGAUUUCAGUUGCCUACAGAGGAGUCAAAGAACCCAUGUGAAUCAGGCAGUGGUGGUGGGACAGUGAGUGCUGAUGGAGAUCAUGCUGAGUCAAGUAAUAGUGAUAUAGAAGGUGCUAACCAUGAUGGAGGCAGGCUGCUUGAUGGAAGUUCAAUAAAUGACAGAGAUGUGACGUCUGCGUUGAACGCGAUAUUCGGAGAUGAAUCCUCCUCCUCAUCAUCUGAUGAAAAUGGCCCACGUGCUUCUGAGAGCUGAAGCCAGCAUCGCCCUGGCUCCCGUGCUUCCAACAUGUAGACGGAGUCCCGAAAGAAGACUCUCAUGAGGCCGCGUCUUUAUGCUGUGGUUUCCUGUAAAUAUUUCAAUUCGACCCUGCAAGACAAAAGCUGUUUAUCUUCGCUCUUAUGAAACCUACGUGGCUUGUAACCGUUUAAUGCCCGCCACCGUGUUUACAGUAUGCGCGUGUGUGUGAAAUAAAAGUACUCUAGUAUGUUGUUUAUGUGAACGGGAUAAUUACCCAACUGGCAGUUGGACCAAAGGAAACCUGCUCCUGCUGAAUGGUUUAUGUCUGGAGCAUCUGUUCAGUGAAGGCAAAACACACUUAUCAGUGUGAGAGAAAUCUUCUGAAAGAGAUCUGGAAGAGGCUUUUUACAAUGAGAAGUGACUUUGCUUGGGGCCAUGGACCUGUGUUCCAAAUGAAUUCAGGUUCAAGAUGUUGAUCCAGUGUGGGUUUUGUUGCAGCCUGUGCGUACACAACGAUGCAGCACUUGCUUCACCCUGUGGUCAAAUACUCAAAUUGCUGUUAUUCCUUCGAAGUUGUUCCUACUGAAUUCAGGAUUCAGGAUAUUGAUCCAAACUUGUGGUGGCAAGUGGCAACCUGUGAUGUUGCUUCCUCUGGUCUUAAAUCCUCACACCAGAAGGAUACUUGUGGUCAAAUUGCUGUUGUUCCUUUGAAGUGUUAUUCCAACUGAAUUCUGGACUCA